AAUUAGGGUUUUAAUUAAAGGGGGACAAGAAAAGCUUCGGAAUCCUUGGCUUCUCCUCCUUCGUCUCCUCCGUCGCCUUCGGCUUCUUCAGUCUCACUCGUCUUUCAUUUCUGACUAAGAAGAUGAAGCUGAAGCAAUUGGAAGGCCUCUUGGGCGAUCUCCAGCAGUUCUCCAAUCCAAAGAUUGAGCUUGAACAGUACCCAACUGGGCCCCACAUCGCUUCUCGCAUGCUGUACACUGCAGAGAACUCAUUUGGCGAUGUGAGCGACAAGGUAGUGGCUGAUUUCGGGUGUGGGUGCGGCACUUUAGGCAUCGCAGCCACCCUUUUAGGUGCAGAACAUGUUGUAGGGAUUGACGUUGAUGCUCAGUCUCUGGAAGUUGCAUCUUUGAACGCAGAGGAGCUCGAGGUGCAAAUGAACUUUGUUCAGUGUGACAUAAAAAAUUUGCAAUUUAGGGGCCUUACUAUAGAUACAGUUGUGAUGAAUCCCCCUUUUGGAACACGGAAAAAGGGUGCAGAUAUGGUUUUCCUUUCCUCAGCACUUAAGGUGGCUUCUCAAGCAGUGUACUCCUUGCAUAAGACCUCAACAAGAGACCACAUUAAAAGGGCGGCUCUGCGGGACUUUAAUGCGAGCACCGCAGAGGUAUUAUGUGAGCUUAUAUACGAUGUUCCUCAGCUGUACAAGUUUCACAAGAAAAGAGAGGUCGAUAUUGCUGUGGAUCUCUGGCGCUUUGUUCCGAAAAGAGCACAAUAGCAGUAGCAGUAGAGAAUGAGAGGGCUAAUGCGAAAAUGAGAAGAGGUGUCUGUGAUUACUUCUUCUUGAAGGACCUUUAUCUUGGUGAGACAUUACUUACGAGAUUUAGCAGUGAGUAUUGGCCGCUUCUGCAUAGUUAUAUCAUGUUGUUAUGUGAAGUUAUUGUGGAGCCUGAACAAGGCCGGUGAAGUAUGAAUAUGUUUCUGAGAUUUACAUGGCAGAGGCUCAUUCUCAAGUUAAGUCUAUUCCUAAUGCAUGAUGUAACAUUCUUCCUUGCCGAAAUUUCAUGGACGAACAUACGUAGCAUUUGUUGA
Messenger RNA from Punica granatum (pomegranate), 1066 nucleotides. NCBI's taxonomy places the organism in Eukaryota, Viridiplantae, Streptophyta, Magnoliopsida, Myrtales, Lythraceae. The record is from RefSeq and is a predicted model, not a curated record.